AUGGCCAGUAACCAGGCCAGCCUGCAGGAUGAGCAGAGCAGGCAUUGUAAGUUCUUAUCCUAUAUGUUCUACCAGGCUGUGAGAGACCACAAACCGGUAUGGAUGCUGGAAGAUAUGAGAACUAUGGAAUAUUUUUACUGGGAGGAAAAUGCCAGCCUGAGAACAUAUUCACCUUCGGAAGCCCUUCUCUAUGCAGUGGUGCAUAAUCACCUGCCUUAUGCCCAGUAUCUGCUCUCUCAUUUUCCAGAGGAGGCUCUCAAGGUGCCUGGAGAGCAUUUCUGCUAUUGCCCGUCCUCUGCCCCUCAUUUGGCCAUGGCAGUCACAUACGACAGGAGGGACAUUUUGGGGCUGAUCAUCAAGAUUGCACACAAGCUACCCAGCCUAAACUCCUACAUCAACAGGACCGGCUGCUUUCAUCUGGAAGAUGGCAAGACCCCGCUGCACCUUGCCUGCGAACUGCUGAGGUCAGAGACCGUCCUCAUCCUCCUAGGGAACGGGGCUUCUCCCAGGAUCGAGGACAGCAAAGGGCUCACCCCGUUGGAUGUCAUCCUGGAGCAGAUGUGGGACUCCAAAGUCAACGUGGCAUCAAAAAAACUCUGCCUCGAUUACCUCUUGCUCUUCAUGCCUAGCCCACAGUUUAAGAUGCGGAAAGUUCUGCAGGAUCAUCCAGACCACUGGACAGCUUUGCUAGGGGAAGACAAAUUCAACACCCUGGUGGGGAACACACCUGCUUCUUUAUACCUGCAAGCUAUGCAAACUAUUCUCCAGUCUCUCCCACCUUCCCACUUUCCUAAAAGCAUCCAGGAACUACCUAUACCUCAGGCACUAAAGCCCCUACCUUCCUACGGCAAAAAGUUACAGACAAAAAAUGUGCUGAACAAGCAGGCUUCUGCUUCUGUGCUGCCAGAGAAAUUCAGUGGCCUGAGAACUCCUGCUUCUAGGUACCAUUGUACAACCACUAACAGCAAAGGGCCAGAUCCCCCAAGGACUUUUUAUGUUUUUGUCUAA
Terrapene triunguis (Three-toed box turtle) is the source of this 1008-nucleotide messenger RNA. Its product is annotated as ankyrin repeat domain-containing protein 9-like. The coding region runs from base 1 to 1008 and encodes 335 amino acids. The record is from RefSeq and is a predicted model, not a curated record. The transcript is spliced from 2 exons. NCBI's taxonomy places the organism in Eukaryota, Metazoa, Chordata, Testudines, Emydidae. Gene Ontology annotation, molecular function: protein binding.